CUGAAGCUGCCGCCAGCAGGAGUGUGGACGAGUUUAAAAAGAAUUGCAGACAGGCAGAGGGUACACAGAUUUCAUGAACUGACAGACUUAACUUGGCUCGCAGUGGUCGUGGACAUGAAUGCGAGUGACCCCUUGAUGGUCCAUAGCUGGUCCCUGCCCGGUACAGAGAGGAAGAAAAUGGCUGCAAUUAAUCGUAAAGCUGAGAUGGAUGUGAAAGAGGAGAUGUGCGAUGCUGACCUGGAGAGGAGGACCAUAAAUGUUAAGGAGGAGGACUGCGAAUGGGGAUCGGCCCACCUGAAACGGGAGAGUCUCUGCAUUAAGGAGGAGGACUGUGAACCGGGGUCAGUUGGCAUUAAAGAAGAGGUGGAGGGGACGCUUGUCAGCAUUGAGACGGGCAAACAUAAACACUGGGAGGGUGUCAAGGGUAAAGACCUUCAUGAUGAGAGUCAAGAUGGAGUGCUCAUCAGUUCUUAUCAAACCGGGCACUGCCGAUCGCUGGAGCCUCCUGUCGGUGUCAAGUCAGAGUUGACACAGUGUGACACAAAGAGGACAGAGGAAACGUCGUGUGUUAGAACUCGGGAAGAUCAAUCGCCUCCUUUAAAGAAGUCUCGAGAAAGAGAUGAGCCAAACUGCUGCUCAAAAUAUGACAAACAAUUUACAUCAAGGAAGAAACUUAAUACCCACCUCAAAAUUCACCAUGGAGAGAAGACGAAUUUCUGUUCAGAGUGUGGCAAACAAUUCUCAUCAAAGAGUAAUCUUCAUACCCAUACGAGAAUUCACAGUGGAGAGAAGCCAUAUUUCUGUUCAGAGUGUGGCAAACAAUUUUCAUCCAAGAGCAAUCUUCAGACCCACACAAAACUUCACAGUGGGGAGAAGCCGCAUUGCUGUUUAGAAUGUGGCAAACGAUUUUCAUCAAAGAGUAAUCUCAAUACCCACGUCAAAAUUCACUGGGGGGAGAAAACAUACUGCUGUUUAGAAUGUGGCAAACGGUAUUCAUCAAAGGGCAGUCUGCAGACCCACACACGAACUCACAGUGGAGAGAAGCCAUACUGCUGUUCUGAAUGUGGCAGGCAGUUCUCAAAUUUGAUUGGUCUUCAGACCCACAUACGAAUUCACACUGGAGAGAAGCCAUACUGCUGUUCUGAAUGUGGCAAACGAUUCUCCCAAAUGGGUGCAUUUAAGACUCACAUAAGAAUUCACACUGGAGAGAAGCCGUACUGCUGCUCUCAAUGUGGAAAGCAGUUUAACUCCGGCAGUCAUCUUCAGACUCACACUAGAAUUCAUACUGGAGAGAAGCGCUACUGCUGUUCUGAAUGUGGCAAGCAGUUUUUGCAAAUGAACAACCUUAAGAGACAUACAAGAGUUCAUACGGGAGAGAAGCCUUACAGCUGUUCUGAAUGUGGCAAACACUUCUCUGACCAGGGGACUCUCCGGAGACACACUAGGAUUCAUUAUGGAAGUAAGCCGUAUUGCUGUUUGGAAUGUGGGAAACAAUUUGCAAGGUUAAGCAAUCUCAAGAGACACUCAAACGUUCACAAUGGGAAGAACAACAGAAAUAGCGGCCCUUGUGCUGUGAUCAACAGGACUAAUAAAGAGAACCUUUCAGGUCCAUCUUGACAUCCAGCCAAUUGCAAAAGGAAAUGGUAUUUGGAGUAACGUGGAUGGUUUGCUGUUUGAGCAAACUUAAUGAGUUUUAGUAACAAGGCAGUGUAAGUUAACAGUGAGGUUCACUCCUAUCUUGAGAGUAAAAGCACACCGAGAAAGUUGGGUGAAAUUAACCCUGAGAGAAUAUAGUGGAAGAUGUACUUCCUUCCUCCCCCAGCCCCAUAUUGACCAAGAACUUGCUACCUAUGGUUGGAUCAUAAGUGUCAAACUAUAACCAAAAGAUGAUGACAUGGUUUUACAAAAGAGUCAUCUGUUCGGGGGUCGUUUGGGGCAUCAGUAGGAU
Molecule: messenger RNA, 1948 nt
Organism: Erpetoichthys calabaricus (reedfish)
Lineage: Eukaryota; Metazoa; Chordata; Cladistia; Polypteriformes; Polypteridae
Product: zinc finger protein 501-like
Exons: 4
Coding region: 115-1617 (500 amino acids)
Biological process (GO): regulation of transcription by RNA polymerase II
Molecular function (GO): DNA-binding transcription factor activity, RNA polymerase II-specific; RNA polymerase II cis-regulatory region sequence-specific DNA binding
Source: RefSeq, a predicted model, not a curated record